GAGGCGAAUUGUUGGCAACGUGUGGUGUGUUGUUGCACCAUAAAAUGGAGUAAGCUCCAUCCUCUGCUCUUGCACUAUAACACCCUUCUCUUCCUCACACAUUGCUUGUUUUGGUGGUGAAAAUGGCAGCCACAUUCAUAUUCACACUUUCUCUGGCCAUGCUAUGUGCGGCUUCAGCUUUUGCUGCAGUUCAUCGCAGGGUGCCAGAAACUUACCUUAGGAAUGGUAACUUUGAGGAGAGGCCAGACCCCAGAAACCUAAAAAAAAGCACACUCAUUGGGAAACAUGCUCUUCCAAAAUGGGAGAUCAAUGGUCAUGUUGAGUAUGUCUCAGGGGGGCCACAACCUGGGGGCAUGUUCUUCCCAGUUAGUCAUGGAGAACAUGCUGUGAGGCUUGGAAAUGAGGCUUCAAUCUCACAAACCAUAAGGGUCAAACCUGGCAUGUGGUAUUCUCUAAUUCUUGGAGCCUCAAGGACUUGUGCUCAAGAUGAGGUUUUAAGGAUCUCAGUGCCUCCCCAAUCUGGAGAUGUUCCUUUGCAGACCCUUUAUAGCCUCAAUGGUGAUGUUAUUGCUUGGGGAUUCAGGGCCACUUCUAAUGUUGCCAAAGUGACACUACACAACCCUGGAAUUCAAGAAGACCCUGCCUGUGGUCCUCUCGUGGAUGCAGUUGCUAUUGCACAGUUCUACCCUCCAAGGCCUACAAGAGCUAAUUUGGUUAAAAAUCCUGGGUUUGAGGAGGGUCCAUUCCCUAUUUUCAACUCUACACACGGUGUUCUGCUCCCUCCCAAGCAAGAAGAUCGUAUGUCUCCACUCCCUGGUUGGAUGAUUGAAUCCCUCAAAGCUGUGAAGUUCAUAGAUUCAGAACAUUUCACUGUCCCAUUUGGUCAGGGAGCAAUAGAGCUUAUUGCAGGCAGGGAAAGUGUCAUUGCCCAAAUUCUAAGAACAGUUCCCAACAAAGUCUACAACAUGAAGUUCACAAUUGGAGACGCGCGAAAUGGCUGUCACGGAUCAAUGAUGGUUGAAGCAUUUGCAGCAAAAGAUACCCUCAAAGUUCCCUUCAAAUCUGUGGGAAAAGGCCACUUCAAGACUGUGAGUUUCAAGUUCAAAGCGAUUGAAAACAGAACCAGAAUCACAUUCUAUAGCUCUUUCUACCAUACAAAAAUUCAUGACUACGGAUCUCUUUGUGGCCCUGUUGUUGAUCAAGUUAUAGUGCAUCCUGUCGCUUGAUUACUGCUUCUACUGCUUCUACCAUACCAAGUAGUAAUUUAGAUUUUGCGUUGUUCAUUGUAUGUGAAGAUGAAAAAAUUGUAUCAGUCUUGUGACUAAAUUUAACCUUUCCUUUACUUCAUGUAAUACAUGAGAAUGAGAUCAAUUUCUAUAUUAAUUACAAACUUUAAUAAGACUAUGUUUUGGGGUUUUGGACUUCCUCAAAGA
This is a messenger RNA of Cajanus cajan (pigeon pea), 1433 nucleotides long. RefSeq names its product protein TEEBE. NCBI's taxonomy places the organism in Eukaryota, Viridiplantae, Streptophyta, Magnoliopsida, Fabales, Fabaceae. The record is from RefSeq and is a predicted model, not a curated record. Gene Ontology annotation, cellular component: plasma membrane; cell wall.